Molecule: messenger RNA, 1125 nt
Organism: Ilyonectria robusta
Lineage: Eukaryota; Fungi; Ascomycota; Sordariomycetes; Hypocreales; Nectriaceae
Exons: 5
Coding region: 1-1125 (374 amino acids)
Source: RefSeq, a predicted model, not a curated record
AUGUGCGUGAGCACAGCCAGGCUCACGCAUUUACCUGGAGCUGGUGCUCCGACUGUCGCUGCUUCCCCCCUAGAUCCCAGUGACCGUAUCAUCUGCUCAAUAACAGUGGAGACUCCAGAACAAUCGACGGCAAGAAAAACGCCGUUUCCAGGACAAAUUCGCUGGAUCUCCCGUACUGGAUCCACGACUUUCUCCUCCUUGUUCACCGAGACCGAGGAGGCUCACGAGAAGGCAUUGGCAACCUUGUGUAAGGAGUUUGACGACCAGCGAGCUAUCCCUGCGGCCCAGUGGGCUCGCUGUUUCAUACGGAAGUAUCGCAACUUCAGCAUCCGCGUCACAUCUGGGACACAAGCGAGCAACAAUAUCAAGACCUAUCUUCUGAAUGGCAUAGACCAUCUAUAUCGGCUUAUCGAGGCUAUACAGGACAUGAUGAAGGACCAGGAGCGAGAUUUCAAUGAUGCUUGCGCGGCGGACGAGGUACUUACCUCACGAGAGUAUAUAGGGUCCAGCUCGGAGUAUCUAGGCGAACUCCGGACAGUACUCUCUUCGAAGGGUCUUGGGCUGAUUACGAAACAAUGUCGGCUGGUAAAGAAAGCAUUGUCGACGAGAAAGAACCCAUUCCCUGACCCUCUUAUGGAUUGCAGUGAGGACUGCUCUGUUUCGACCGAGGUUGGUAUUCCCUGCUGCCAUAAGAUUUACUCAAAGCUGGGGAGUGGCACGCCUUUCACCAAGUGGGAGGUCCAUCCGCGGAUCGCCACUGCUCUCCGCGGCAGAGCUAAGAACAUCACACAGGCUAUUCCAGCGCGACUAGCCAUCGAGGCAAACAGCCAACCCAGUAGUCAGCCAGCCAGCCAGAAAACCAGCAAGCCAGGCACCAGGGCAUCAACACUACCUAGGCUUGCACUGGAAGCGAGCCAACAGGCCAGCAUACAGGCUAGUAGUCAGGCCAGUACCUCAUCCCAGCGCCAGACGCGCAGCCAGUCAGCUGUUCUUGGAGCUGAAAGAACUACAGGAGCACGUGCCUGCGGUCGGAAGACGCAACCUAGCAUUCGCAGACGAAGGAGUCAGUGGGAGCUGCUUGAUAGCGACGAAGAGGUUCUCCCUUGUAUAGUAGUUAGAGGAUAG